UACCAAGUGGUCGGUGUUUUGCUUAUCGCUUUCGUUAUGAGUACUGACACUGCUGUCAGAAUUCUUAUUUAGAUCGUGAUUUUUGUUGUAAUUGAGGCUACUGUGGCCCUCAUAUUUAGAUAAUUAUAUCCAAAGUAUACCUAGUAAUGGCAUAUCAGUUUGCUGGGGUUAAUUUAAUCCGGAUUAUUGAGCAUGUGGAGAGGCAAAGAUUCAAUGCCGAUGAUCCGUUCGAAUUCUCUGACUUUAAUUUUGUGAAAUUAUAUCGUCUGCGAAAACAGGACGUGCAAAAUUUGGAAGAAAUGUUACAGCCAUUUUUACCAGUACAUCCUAGAUCGCACGCGAUAAGUAAUCGCACGAAGAUACUGUCUGCCUUGCGUUUCUUUGCAAGUGGAAGCUACCAGCUGGAUGUAGGCAGAAAUCAUACAGUAACUCUCAGCCAGCCAUCGAUUUCUAGAACUUUACAUGAGGUGUUGGGAGCAUUCAACACUCCAGAAAUAUUGAAUAGAUAUGUCCAUUUUCCAAACACAAUUCAAGAGUUAACCAACACCAGAGAAAGAUAUGUGAUGAAAAUUUGAAAAUAAUGAACGUAAACAGUCGCUUUCCUGGCAGCACCCAUGAUAGUUUUAUAUGGAGUCAGUCACGAGUUGGGGAAUUUUUGAGAACAUUGUCUGAAGAAUAUAUGGGCAGCUUCUACUUACUAGGUGACUCUGGAUACCCUCUACGCCCCUGGUUGAUAACCCCUUACCUACCAGAACCACCUCAAGACACUCCAGAAUCAAGAUUCAAUAAAAAAAUUAAGCAUAUCCGGGUUUCCAUAGAACAAUGCUUUGGGUUAUUAAAAAACAGAUUUAGGUGUCUACUGAAAGAUAGAGUUUUACAUUAUGCACCAAAAACUUGUGCAAAAAUCGUAAACAGUUGUGCCGUGUUGCACAACUUAUGCUUAGAAAAUAAUAUUCCAUUAUAUAAUGAUCAGGAAGAUGUAGGUGAUGGUAACAACUUCAGUGAUGCCUUGGCAGAAGAGAGGGGCAACUUGCCACAUAAUAAUUUUUUGGAGAGGGGUCGACACAUACGAAAUUUCCUAGCGAGAACUUAUUUUUGAAAUAAAUGAAUGGAUACACUAUAGUAUAUUUAUCACAAUAAAAGAGUA
Acanthoscelides obtectus is the source of this 1147-nucleotide messenger RNA. The record is from the annotation of a GenBank genome assembly. Lineage: Eukaryota; Metazoa; Arthropoda; Insecta; Coleoptera; Chrysomelidae.